GGGCGGGGCCAGCCGCACUGCCUCCUGCAUCGGGGACCCAGGCCAGCGACCAGGCCGUGCUGGCAACGCCCCCUGCUCCUGCACAGACUACGCGGCGGGUACGAGCUCUGGGGGCUCCGCAGCCCCUCCAUCCCUGCCCGCUCAGCCUCUGCCCUCUGUCUGCAGCUCGGCCCGGCGCUGCCCGCCUCGCCGGCCCGCGCCGGAAUGGGGUAGGGACAGCGCCACCGAGUCGGGCGAUGGGCCGCCCUCUGGGCACGGAGCAGCCCCCCGAGGCCUGACGGACCGCAGGGACUGGCGGAGGAGCCCCGCCUGGAUGUCAAACGGAUGCCCCAGUGCCCCCCACGGCUGGACUCAGUGGGGACCAUGGCUUCGCUGAUGCCCCUCUCCCCCUACCUAAGCCCCACGGUCCUCCUGCUGGUCAGCUGUGACCUGGGCUUUGUGCGAGCAGACCGGCCUCCCUCUCCUGUGAAUGUGACGGUCACUCACCUCAGAGCCAACUCGGCCACUGUGUCCUGGGACGUCCCAGAAGGCAACAUCGUCAUUGGCUACUCCAUUUCCCAGCAACGGCAGAAUGGCCCCGGGCAGCGUGUGAUCCGGGAAGUGAACACCACCACCCGGGCCUGUGCCCUCUGGGGCCUGGCUGAAGACAGUGACUACACGGUACAGGUCCGGAGCAUUGGCCUUCGUGGAGAGAGUCCUCCAGGGCCACGGGUGCACUUCCGAACUCUCAAGGGUUCUGACCGGCUACCCUCAAACAGCUCAAGCCCAGGUGACAUCACAGUGGAGGGUCUCGAUGGAGAGCGACCACUGCAGACGGGGGAAGUGGUCAUCAUCGUGGUGGUGUUGCUUAUGUGGGCUGCGGUAAUUGGGCUGUUCUGCCGUCAAUAUGACAUCAUCAAAGACAACGACUCCAACAACAACCCCAAGGAGAAGGGGAAGGGGCCGGAACAGAGUCCUCAGGGAAGGCCAGUGGGGACAAGACAGAAAAAGUCACCAUCCAUCAACACCAUCGACGUUUGAGUGAAGAAACAGAACGAGAAGAGAGAUGCACUAAUGAUCUGGGGAUGGGGAUGGGGUCAGAGGGAGCCUAAAAAGGGUGACCAGCCCCAGACUAAAGGAUCCCACAGUCUCCCAGAGGAUAAUGAUACGCCCACAACUUCAGGCCUGGUCCCCAUCCUCUUUCCACUGUGAGCAGGGCCAGAAGGUAGGUCUGUUAGAGUCUGUGCCCCUGGACCUGGGGAGUGGCUAGCAGAUGGGAUGUCUCCUCCCAUCCCCCAGGCCCAGAGGAGUGUCACUCGUCCAACCCUAUCCCAUUAGGUCCCAACUGGGGGUCCCAUUUCACUCACAUCAGGACUCUUGGCGUCCUCAAUUGCCCCCACAUCUUGCCUCUAGGCCACAGAGAGGAGUGUUUCUGUGGGUACUUCCUUUCUCCCAACAAACAGAAGGAAUUGCUUGGGCCUAGAGGCAGAUGCUGCAUUGCACUACUCCAAUGUCUUCCAUGGAGCCUCAGGUGCUCCCCUUCUCACGGCGGCCCCUCCAGCUGCUGGUGGUUCCACCCCUUGGACAUUUUUCCAAUAAAGGUUCUUGGACAAACUGGA
Tupaia belangeri chinensis (Chinese tree shrew) is the source of this 1598-nucleotide messenger RNA. It is a transcript of the gene FNDC4, whose product is annotated as fibronectin type III domain containing 4. Gene Ontology annotation, molecular function: protein binding. Gene Ontology annotation, cellular component: plasma membrane; extracellular region. The transcript has 7 exons. The record is from RefSeq and is a predicted model, not a curated record. Bases 325 to 1020 code for a protein of 231 amino acids. Gene Ontology annotation, biological process: negative regulation of inflammatory response. Lineage: Eukaryota; Metazoa; Chordata; Mammalia; Scandentia; Tupaiidae.